Messenger RNA from Ictalurus furcatus (blue catfish), 1035 nucleotides. Its product is annotated as thiosulfate:glutathione sulfurtransferase. The record is from RefSeq and is a predicted model, not a curated record. The transcript is spliced from 4 exons. Lineage: Eukaryota; Metazoa; Chordata; Actinopteri; Siluriformes; Ictaluridae. Bases 63 to 536 code for a protein of 157 amino acids. Gene Ontology annotation, cellular component: mitochondrion. Gene Ontology annotation, molecular function: thiosulfate-cyanide sulfurtransferase activity.
ACACUUACUGCUUCAAUUCACAAAACAACAGUCAGAAGUGAGAUUUUGAGUUUCCAGUGACCAUGACGGUGUACCCAUGUAUACGGCGUGUUAUUGUAUCUCUGUCUGUGUUUAGACCUGGUCACUGUGUGGGACUCAGAGCUGGACUGAGGACAUCAUGCAUUCAUCACACCAGAGAGGACAAAUCUCAUCAAGACUCAAUCGUGACACUUGAACAGCUUAAGGUGAUGCUGGCCAAUCACAGUAUCCAAUUAUUUGACGUCCGAAAUCCGGAUGAGUUCCAGGCAGGACGCAUUCCUGAUUCUGUCAAUGUUCCACUGGGACAGCUUGAGGAGUCAUUGAAGCUUUCUCCAGAGCAAUUUGAAAAGCUUUUCAAGGUGAAGGCCCCCAAAAAGGAGGAUGACGAUAUCGUCUUCCAUUGCCAAAGAGGCCGUAGGAGUUUAACAGCUCUUGAAACCGCCUGGCGUCUAGGAUUCAGCAGGGCACGUCACUAUGCAGGAGGAUACAGUGAAUGGGCUGAGAAAGAGAAGAAGUAGCUGAUCGGUGUGUAAAGCACAUUGAGAAAAGUUUGCCACGCCAGUAUCACUUUAACCGUUUCGUUUUUAAGUAAACGUCUAUCAUUGAUUCUGCUUUCCUUUGCAGUCAUGUAUUUACCAUUCUGUUCACUCCUUGUAGGAUUUAGCCUUAAUCUGCCAAGAGCUUGUGAUGGUAUGAAUAUUGUCUUUGAAUGCAUACAGUAUUUAAAAAAACAUCAGUUGUCAUCUAUCAGUGACAAUCAUGACAAUCGUGUCAGGUGAUUACACAGAGUGACAGACCACCCUAGAUUUGAUCUCCAUUUACUCCAUUUACAAUACUGCUGUAGGUGUAAUCAAUGUGAACAAGGUAGAUUAAUUACUCUAUCAUCUAUUUUCUCCAAAAAACCUUUGGAGGAAAAACUAAAAGUUGAUACACUAAACACAUAUUAUCUAAUCGAGUACAAAUUACACAAAAGGACAGAUGACAAAACUGUAAGUUUUUAUGUUUACAGACUUUAAA